GGAGAUCUCACACGUUCGAGAAGCCAACGUGGGCAAAACCAGAAACGUGGCAAACAGAGAUACAUCGGCCGGAAUUAACAUAGAUGUCGAGUAGUGAGCUGGCAUGACACGUGUUCAUCGUACUCUAGCCUGUGUGCUAAAUAGGUAUUUCAGCUAUGGAAUUAGAAAUAUCUUUCUCGUGCUCUGGUUCCUCGUCGUCGUCGGGAAGUUCGUCUUCGGCGGCGGCGGUGGCGGUGGCGGGGGAUAACAUGGUGAGCAUAGAGCUGGAGGCGGCGGAGGCUCUGGCGGAUUUGGCGCAUUUAGCGACGAGAGAGAGUGGGAGCGGUGAUUCUGGCGGUGGUAAAUGGGGAAGUAAACGUAAACGAGGUAAAACGAGAGUCAAAAGCGAGUCUCCUCCGCUUGACUCGUUCUCUAAACCGGUUCACGACUCAGCCCCUAGUUGCCCGGAUCUCUCUUCCGAUCCAGGCAUUGUGAACCAGGUGCAGCAAUGUGGUGGACUACUAUGCAAUAGUGUCAUUAUAAAGCCUGCAAAAAUUGAGCAGGUUUCAGAUAUAAGUAAACCAAGUGAACUAAAUCCUGCUCCUUUGAAAACCCAUCCAUCACAUGGGGGUGGGAGGUCGAGGAAAACUUUAACUGAGGAAGAAAAGGAAGAACGGAGACUUCGUAGGAUAUUGGCAAACAGAGAGUCAGCUAGACAAACAAUUCGGCGCAGGCAGGCUCUUUGUGAGGAGUUAACCAAGAAAGCUGCUGAUUUAACUUGGGAGAAUGAAAGCUUAAAAAAAGAGAAAGAAUCAGUCGUGAAAGAGUUUCAGUCUUUGGAAUCCAGGAAUAAGCAUUUGAAGGGAAUGAUGGCUAAGUUAAUGAAAACGGAGGUAGCGGAAUCUUCAACAGACAUUAAGCCAGUCCAUGAUGAGAGGCUUAAUAACCCAACUAGAAACUGUCAAUUGCUCAUGUAUAACCAACAUCAACUUCCAGCACUCUGCUGGCCGUCCAUCAUUCCAUCUCCGAAUGCUGUCCAAUCGCAUCACGGGCCUCAGACUGCUAUUGUCAUUCCAUCAAACAUUUCCAUGCCACCUAAUGGGAAGAUCGAUUUGUCCCAGCAGCAUCAUCAAAAUCCAUUGACUGUCAAUGGAUCAGGGACACCCUUAUAUAUAGUGCCAUGUCCUUGGUUCUUUCCAGUUCCUGAUCAUGGGAAUGCUCUCCAACCACAGCUCCCCCUUGGGCUGAAAUAUGCACUAGACGGAACUUCUGUAAAUGAUCAAUGUACUAGUACUUCAUCUUCUAAAGCUGCUUUGCUAACGGAGAACCAACUUCCCUUGAUAUUUGGAAAAGUUAAAUCAGAAGCUUCCAGCUCAGCAGAAGUCAGAAUUAUCAAUGAUCUUAAUGAGGCACCGGUAGAACUUCCCUCCGAUGGAGGCGGUCAAUGUGCAGUACUCUUUCCAAAAGCAACAGGUCUUGCGCCGGUAACUGUGGAAGAAAUAGCUGUUGCUCCUCUGACUAUAAAAGAUACAAUUCUUGCUCCUGUACCACUACCUUUGGUUGCUAUUAAAAAUGAAAGCAUGCUCCGGUCAGAGUUUUCCUCGAAUUCUGCUGGCAUUUGCACCAAUUCUAGGCAACUGCAGAGUUCUCUAUCAGUUAAGAAUCGAGAUCCAUUUAAAUUCCGAAGUAAGAAAAUAGUGGACGCAGCUGCUGCGGCAGAAGCAAGAAGGCGGCGGAAAGAACUAACAAAACUUAAAAACCUACACAGCCGCCAAUGUCAGAUGAACUGCUGAACUUUUCAAGGUCAGUUUUGGCUUCUUGAUAAAUGAGUUCUGGGAAGCCACGUUAUCUGCCCUACUGUUUGCCAACACCAAAGCAGAGAAGACUUGAGGUCAAAUUGGUUAUACAUCGCUAUGACUGCAAUUAUAAGCUCUGUACUUUUCAUAUGUACUCUAUUGCGGGCAAAUUUGUGCUGCCCUCAUUAUGCUCAAGUGCGUCAAUGGAUUGGAAGCUGCGAGACUUGGAAGACAGCAUACAUAUGGAAUGUGCAACGAUGACUUGUUUAUCUCGGAAAGUAAGGUAUGGAAUCAGUAUAUAAUAAUGCUACUUUUUGGUGGAUUGAGCUAGGAUGGGCGGUGAAGAAGAAGCUAACUAAGAAAUUAUAGCAUAUAUGUAGUAAACGUUGCUGCAAUUUUGGUGGGUUAAGGAUGGGCAGCUAAGAAGAAUUGAGAAAUGAGCUUAAUAUGUUGUAACACAUUCUUGUUUUUGGAUAAUCUUUAGCUUAGGAGAGGGAUAUUUAAACCUUUUUAACUUGGGGAUUGAAUCCUUGUAUCUGUCUUGAUGCCUCUUGUACUUGAUUAGUUACUACUAACAUGAAUGCUGUUAACUAUAA
Mercurialis annua (annual mercury) is the source of this 2371-nucleotide messenger RNA. RefSeq lists its product as uncharacterized. Gene Ontology annotation, cellular component: nucleus. Gene Ontology annotation, biological process: regulation of DNA-templated transcription. The transcript has 7 exons. The record is from RefSeq and is a predicted model, not a curated record. The coding region runs from base 156 to 1772 and encodes 538 amino acids. Gene Ontology annotation, molecular function: DNA-binding transcription factor activity; sequence-specific DNA binding. NCBI's taxonomy places the organism in Eukaryota, Viridiplantae, Streptophyta, Magnoliopsida, Malpighiales, Euphorbiaceae.